AUGAUUUUAAAUGCGAUAGCUACCUCAUUGGGGCUGCUCACAGCUUUGGUGGCGGCACAGGCUGAAUCAGACUUGCUUGUCAAGACGAAUCAUUUCACCAUUCAGGGAAUCGUCGAGCCGAAUACCACUAACGUUCGCACGUUUCGUCGCGUUCCAUAUGCAGAGGCUCCUGUUGAUCAACUCAGGUUCAUGCCACCAGUUACUAAAAAGCCAGAGGUGGCGAUCCUAGAUGGUACACAAUACGGAGCAUCAUGUAUUCAACUUAACAACGGCCAACCUACUGCGUACACAGAACAUCUACCUGGUUUCUUGCUAGCCCCCGGCGCGACUACUGCCGAAGACUGCCUAAGUCUUAUUCUAUGGGCCCCAAGGGCUGUGGCAAACCGAUCACUACCUGUGAUCAUUUACAUUCCCGGGGGUGGAUUCACUGGAGGCGGUGCCAACUCGCAGUAUAAGUACGGCGCCAAUAUCGUUCGGGACAACCAAGACGUCGUUGUGAUUUCCAUCAACUAUCGGGUGAAUAUCUUUGGCUAUCCUAAUGCUGCGAGUUUAAAUCAGCACAACCUCAAUCCCGGUCUGCUGGACCAACGGAAAGCCGUAGAAUGGGUAUACGAAAACAUUGCUGCCUUUGGAGGUGACCCGUCACGUAUAACAUUAUGGGGUCAAUCUGCGGGUGGCUCCUCGGUCGACAAGUACGCAUACGCAUGGUCCGAUGACCCGAUUGUUCAGGGCUUCAUAGCCGACUCUGGCGUUGCAACACUGAUAGGGAAGAGCGCAGCGGACACUAGCAACUUUACCUAUGUGGCUCAGCAGGUUGGUUGUAAUCAAACCGAUGCAGACGAGGCCUUCACCUGCGUGCAGAAAGCCAGUGCUCAGGACAUCAUUGCAGUGCUGAACAAGUACAAUGUCUCUACGAAUGGUGGACGAAGCUUGUCAUUCACCCCCGCCGGCGAUAACGAGACCAGUUUCGUUGAUUACAGUGGGCUGCAACGCGACGGGAAGUUCGCCAGAAUUCCAGACUCUCUAUGCGAUGACAUGUCCGGCCGGAAAGGCGGCACAGGCGAGAACGAAAUGGGACGUGCCAUCCUGGCGCUACCGUUAUUUUGGGGAAUUCCCUAA
This is a messenger RNA of Exophiala bonariae, 1119 nucleotides long. RefSeq lists its product as uncharacterized. The record is from RefSeq and is a predicted model, not a curated record. Bases 1 to 1119 code for a protein of 372 amino acids. NCBI's taxonomy places the organism in Eukaryota, Fungi, Ascomycota, Eurotiomycetes, Chaetothyriales, Herpotrichiellaceae. The transcript is spliced from 4 exons.